This is a messenger RNA of Periophthalmus magnuspinnatus, 1044 nucleotides long. Its product is annotated as coiled-coil domain-containing protein 89. Bases 1 to 1044 code for a protein of 347 amino acids. NCBI's taxonomy places the organism in Eukaryota, Metazoa, Chordata, Actinopteri, Gobiiformes, Gobiidae. The transcript is spliced from 7 exons. The record is from RefSeq and is a predicted model, not a curated record.
AUGAACGACGCAAACCUUGUGGAGGGCAAGUCAGUGGAGGAGAUAGAAAGUCUAUAUCUUGCACUGAAAAAGGUUUGGGUGUUUAAUGAAACAGAUGCUACAAACACAGAAAUACUGCGAUCCAGGAUUGAUGAACAGUCAACUCUGAUAAGUAUACUCAAACAGAGAUCUGACGAGCUCCUUGUCCGAUGUCAAGCUCUGCAGAAAAUCAAUUCAGAGUUAGAGGACCAAAUCACAGACUGUCACGAAGAACUGGAGAAGGAGAGAAAAAAAUAUGAGACUUUGGAAAAGAGAUUUAUGGAUUUGGCUUCCAACAAUCAAGCCAUAAUUGUUUUUAAAGAUGAAUACAAAAGUCAGAAUGUACAGUUAAGACAGAAAAACCAACAGCUUCAGUCUGAAAAUGAAUCACUCUUUUCCAAAAAACUGCAAGAUAAAGAGGCAGCUGUACAAAAUCUGACAGAAGAAAUCAAUCAGCUAAAGGAUAAAUGUGCACAGAAAGAACAUGAUUACAGUGAGAGAAUUGAUGGAUUCAAGGCCAAAUUUCUCAAGCAAACCAAUGAUUAUGAGGCAAGAGAAGCAUCACUUAUUGAGAAGCUGCAAUCUUUGGAAGAGAUACAGAGAAACACUGUUGCCCUGUGUGAUGAUUUGAAGGAGCAGCUCAAAAAAACUGAAGAGGAGUGCACUUCAAAGGAGACCAACAUGACGGAGACUAUAGCAGCACUUCACAAGGAGAAGGACAAAUUUCUGCAAGUUUCAGUGGAAAGGGGGAAGCUAAUACAGGAGAAACAAGAAGAGCUUAAACAAAUGGAAAUAAAAGUGAGGGAAGAGAAACAACGCAGAACUAAAGCAGAAGAGAGGUUUAAACAAGAGUCACAAUUGGUCAACACCAAUGCUAGAGUAAAGUCUCUUCAGAGUGUUCUUGAUGAAAGUGCAACAAAAUACGAGAAGCUGAAAAAGGACUUUGAAGCUUUUAAAGAACACAGCACAAACCUCCUCAUUUAUGAACGGGAAUUAAACAAGAAACUUAGCCUCAUGACAGGCUAA